UCAGAGUGUGUUGGCGAAGAGGCUGGCAACGAUGGUGCUGGCGUCCGAGCCCUCUUUCCCUUCCGCUUUUCCCAAGCUCUCAUCUUCGCCUCGCUUCCAUAGCUCUAUCAGCAAGAGGAUAUUUUCAGAUGUGGUUGGGGAUAUCACUAUUUAUGUUGAUGGGCAACCGUUUCUGUUGCACAAGUUUCCAUUGGUUUCUCGGAGUGGAAAAAUUCGCAAAAUGGUUGUUGAUUCCAAGGAUCCAGAUCUCUCCAAGUUAGAGCUUCAUAAUGUGCCUGGAGGGGCUGAAACCUUUGAACUUGCUGCAAAAUUUUGUUAUGGGACAAACUUUGAGAUAACCACUAGGAACGUUGCCCACCUUCGUUGCAUUGCCGAGUAUCUGGAAAUGACAGAUGAUUACAGGGAAGAAAAUCUUAUUUCCAGGACGGAGACCUAUUUGAAUGAGAUUGUGGUGCAGGGCCUAGAGAAAUCUGUGGAAGUUCUAUGUUCAUGUGAGGGACUUAAUUCCAUGGCUGAGGAUAUCGGUAUUCUAGACAGAUGCAUAGAUGCAAUUGCCAUUAAUGCUAGCAAGGAGCAGUUGGUUUCUGGUUUAGCACGAUUAGAGUGUGAUGGUGAAACCGGGAAGCUGAAGCUGGGUUGCCAAGACUGGUGGUUGGAGGAUCUUUCAGUAUUGAAAAUUGAUAUCUAUCAACGAGUUAUUGCUGCCAUGAGGAGAACAGGUGUGAGAUCAGAUAGCAUCACUGCAUCGAUUAUACACUAUGCGCAAAUGUCUCUCAAAGGUAUUGAGAAACGGCAGGCUUGGGACUCUAGUAUGGUUAUUGGCGAUGAACAAAGGCUGGUAAUUGAGACUCUUGUCGGCCUCUUAUCAACUGAGAAAAUCACUUCAGUUCCACUCUCCUUUCUGUUCGGUAUGCUAAGGAUGGCCAUAGUAGUUGAUGCUGCUCUUGGUUGUAAACUUGAACUUGAGAGGAGGAUCGGUUUCCAGUUGGAUAUGGCUUCAUUAGAUGACCUGCUUAUUCCAUCAUUGCAGAACAGUGAUUCUGUAUUUGAUGUGGAUACUGUCCAUCGGAUACUGGUGAAUUUCUUGCAAAGGGUUGAAGAGGAAGACUCGGAGGAGUCAUCAAAAUGUGGAUAUGAAUCGGAUGGCCUUAAAUCUCCAAGUCAUGAUGCAAUUUUGAAGGUGGGGAGGCUCAUGGAUGGAUAUCUUGCAGAAAUUGCACCUGAUCCAUAUCUAAAACUACCAAAAUUUAUGGCAAUCAUCGAAUUAUUGCCAGAUUAUGCACGUCUAAUUGAGGAUGGAUUGUACAGGGCUGUUGACAUAUAUUUGAAGGCCCAUCCAUCCCUGACGGAGUCUGAGUGCAAAAGACUCUGUAAGUUGAUAGACUGCUCAAAGCUCUCCCAAGAAGCCUCGAACCAUGCCGCUCAAAACGAUCGCCUCCCGGUUCAAAUGGCUGUGCGUGUCCUCUACUUCGAACAACUCCGCCUCAAGUCCUCACUCUCAGGAAGCUCAGCUGAUGGCUUCUUCUCUCAAAGAAUGAUCAGCAGUAGCGGUGCUCCAAGCCUUGCUGUAUCUCCUAGAGACAACUAUGCAUCUCUGAGAAGAGAGAACCGUGAACUCAAGCUUGAAAUCUCAAGAAUGCGGGUUAGGCUAAGUGAACUGGAAAAAGAGCAGGCAUUCAUGAAACAAGGAAUGAGGGACAAUAAGUCUGGUGAGCAUGGUCGGGCAUUCUUCGCAUCCCUAUCCAGAGGUAUUGGUCGAAUUGGGAUCUUCGGUCAAGGCCAUGGACAACAACAAAAGAGCACAAGGAAGUCACAGGGAUCUGAAGGCAAGCAUAGAAGACGGCAAAGGCGAUCAGUUUGAUUAAUGUAAUAAUUUGUCAGAAAUACAGUUUGAGCUUGCAGGUGACAGUACACGGAGAUGUAACAUUAAGGUGAUGAGUUAUAAGUUCCGGUAAUGAAGAUGAUAGUGAAUCGCUUCCAAAAGAAGUUUGUUUACCUACCUAUUAUACUCCUAAGUUGAAUUUGAAUUCAUAUUAGGAUAUCUUUAGGGAAUUGUUUGCAAGGGAAUUGUUUGCAAUUCUUGAGAUCCUUCACUAUGAAUAUAUAAUUAUCUUGCGUUUAUUUUAUUA
This is a messenger RNA of Dioscorea cayenensis subsp. rotundata (Guinea yam), 2129 nucleotides long. Its product is annotated as BTB/POZ domain-containing protein At3g08570-like. The record is from RefSeq and is a predicted model, not a curated record. NCBI's taxonomy places the organism in Eukaryota, Viridiplantae, Streptophyta, Magnoliopsida, Dioscoreales, Dioscoreaceae. The transcript is spliced from 4 exons. Gene Ontology annotation, molecular function: protein binding. The coding region runs from base 32 to 1861 and encodes 609 amino acids.